Messenger RNA from Charadrius vociferus (killdeer), 3873 nucleotides. It is a transcript of the gene RAI1, whose product is annotated as retinoic acid induced 1. The transcript is spliced from 5 exons. The coding region runs from base 1 to 3873 and encodes 1290 amino acids. NCBI's taxonomy places the organism in Eukaryota, Metazoa, Chordata, Aves, Charadriiformes, Charadriidae. The record is from RefSeq and is a predicted model, not a curated record. Gene Ontology annotation, cellular component: nucleus. Gene Ontology annotation, biological process: circadian regulation of gene expression; regulation of transcription by RNA polymerase II.
AUGCACCGUGUCAGCCCCGUGCACCGCGUCAGCCCCAUUCAUCACAUCAGCCCCAUGCGCCGCAUCAGCCCCAUGCCCCGCAUCAGCUCCAUGUGCCACAUCAGCCCCACGCACCGCUGCGUCAGCCCCAUGCACUACGUCAGCUCCGUGCACCACGUCAGCCCCAUUCAUCACAUCAGCCCCAUGCGCCGCAUCAGCCCCAUGCACCGCAUCAGCUCCAUGUGCCACAUCAGCCCCAUGCGCCGCGUCAGCCUCAUGCACUACAUCAGCUCUAUGCACCACAUCAGCCCCAUUCAUCACGUCAGCCCCGUGCACCCCGUCAGCCCCAUGCACCGCAUCAGCUCCAUGUGCCACAUCAGCCCCAUGCACCGCAUCGGCUCCGUGCACCGCAUCAGCCCUGUGCAUCGCCUCAGCCCCAUGCACCGCAUCAGCGCCAUGUACCACAUCAGCGCCAUGUGCCACGUCAGCCCAAUGCACCACAUCAGCCCCGUGUACCACAUCAGCCCCAUCCACUGCAUCAGCCCUAUGCACUGCAUCAGCUCGGUGCAUCGCGUCGGCCCCAUGCACCACCUGAACCCUUCUCCCACCGAUGGGACGAGCCCCGAUGCACAAUCCGGGAACUGCAAAAACUUGCAGAAGGAGAAGCUGCCCGAAAACCUGCUGUCGGACCUGAGCCUGCAGAGCCUGACGGCGCUUACCUCCCAGGUGGAGAACAUCUCCAACACCGUCCAGCAGCUGCUGCUCUCCAAAGCAGCCGUGCCCCAGAAAAAAGGCAUCAAGAACCCGGCGAGGACCCCCGAGCAGCUCAAGGGGCAGCACUGCAGCCCUGAGAGUAGCACCUACUCGGCAGAGCAGGUGGGGACCCCCCUGUCCGACCCACUCAGCACCCCCCAGUCCGUCCAUGCCGAGACGCAGGAUGCCGACUAUCUCAGCGGGUCAGAGGACCAGCUGGAGAGGAGUUUCCUGUACUGCAACCAGAACCGCAGCCCUGCCCGCGUCAACAGCAACUCCAAGGCGAAGCCCGAGUCAGUGUCCACCUGCUCCGUGACCUCCCCAGAUGACAUGUCCACCAAAUCGGACGACUCCUUCCAGAGCAUCCACGCCAGCCUGCCCCUGGAGAGCUUCACCAAGUAUGUGACCAACGAACGGGACUGUCCCCGGCUGCUCCUCAGCGCUCUGUCCCAGGAGGAGCUGGCUUCCGAGAUCAUUGUCCUGCAGGACGCCAUCAACGAGAAGGCAGACAAAGCCUGGGCCAACUCACCCAUGCUGAGCAAGGAGGCCACCAAGUCACCCUUCCAGCUGGAGAACCACCGGCCCUGCCUGGACUCUAUGGUGAAGGGCACCUGGCCCAGCCAGGGUGACUCCAGCACGCUCACUGAGCCCCUCAAGAUGGACAAGGCUUCAGGGGCCAGCACAGGGAAGGACUUUGGUGAGGAGGUGUAUGAGGGUCCCCAGGUGGAGUUUGCGGCUGCUGAAAAUAAGGACGCACUGAAGGAUGCUGCCCCGCUGACCUUCAACUCCAAGCCCAGCAUCCCAGUGGCGACAUCGAGCGCGGGGGCCGCCAGCUACAGCUGCUACUCGAACACGACCACCAACUCAGUGGGGUCUGAGAAUGCCAUGGAGCACUUCGAGUGGCCGGAGGAGAGCCUGGGUGAGGCGUGCCUGCGGUGGAAGGAUCUGCAAGCCACCGACCUCCCCAAAAGCUUGUUCCCCAACAAAUUGGUGGGCUCCUGCAAGGAGAAAAAAAAUGCCUGUGGCUUGGAUCUCUGUGAUGGCGAGCAGCCGGCCAAGAGCGAGCCGGCCCGGGACUUUGGCCAGCAGGCAAUGGAGGAGGAGGAGGAGGAGACGCUAACCUACGAUGAAGCGGCAAAGGCGGACAGCGAGAGGUGGCUGCAGGACACUCGGCACUGCUGCUCAACGGGGGACUUCAGUGAGAUCCCCAUCAUCUCCUCACCGGAGCUGAAGGAGUCGGACCUGGAGGCGGAGGAGUACUCCUCGCUCUGCGAGCUGGCCGGCUCAGAGCAGAAGUCGGUGACAUAUGACGCCUCGCCACCCAAGCCCCCAGAGAUGCCUGCUGUGCUGUCCUCCAGUGAGGUGCCCGUGUCUGCUGAGGAGACCAUCAGCACGGUGGAAAAGGAGAGCUCGGCUCCAGCUGCGCGCCUCUCCGGCCAGUCGGUCAUCCUGCUGGGCCCUGCUGUGGGCACAGAGACCAAGGUGAAGAGCUGGUUCAAGUCCUCCCUGCCCCACAUCCAGCCUGAGGAGGAAAGUGGUGGAGGGGAGACAUCCCAUGCAGAGGUGGCUGAUGCCGAAUCUGCCCCAUCGGUCACGAUGAAUCAGCAACUCACCCCUGAAAACACGCUGGGGAAGACAGAGCCCAUCUCACGGGGCAAGACCCUCCGCAACAAGAGGGUCCACUGCCGGCUGCCGGAGGGGGACGGCCCUGGCAGCACCAUGCCAAGCCCCUUCGAUGACCUGCCGGCAGCCGCUGACGUCAGGCUGAAGAACUGCAAAGCGCCAAAGAAGCUCAUCUCCAACAAUCACCUCCCGCCCGCCUUCAAGCUGGCGGCCCCCGGCAGCACCCACAAGGAGGGCAAGGUGGGUGCUCGGAUGAAGCUGCCCAAAGCGGGGCCAGGCAUGGGUGGCAAGAUGUCCGAGCGGCCUCUGCACUCGCUGAAGAGGAAGUCCACGUUCAUGUCCCCCAUCCCCGCCAAGAAGAGGAACCUGGUCCUGCGGAGCAACAGUGGUGGCGUGAAGGAGGAGAAGGCAGAGGCCCCUCCCAGCCCCUUCAAGAAGAUGCCCGUGGCCAAGAAGGUGAAAGCCAAGCUGCCCCCCAAGAGCUCUGGCGAAGCCAUCCCAAAGACCCCCCUGCCGAAGGAGUCAAAACCAAGAGAGCGCCGCAGCCGGCCGGCCCCCAAGGUGGUCCAAAACGCCAGCGAUGCCACCCUCCCGGUGCCCAGCUUGGUGGCAGCGGAGGAGGUGGUGGGGCCGACACCGCCGGAGGGGGAUGCGGUGGAGGUGGGGGAGAGGGACCAGCGGUCAAUGAUCCUGCGCUCCCGGACAAAGACACAGGAGGUUUUCUACACCAAGAGGCGGCGGGGCAAGCGGGCAGCUGACGUCAGGCUGAAGAACUGCAAGGCGCCCAAGAAGCUCAUCUCCAACAACCACCUCCCGCCCGCCUUCAAGCUGGCGGCCCCGGGCAGCCCCCACAAGGAGGGCAAGGUGGGUGCUCGGAUGAAGCUGCCCAAAGCGGGGCCAGGCAUGGGUGGCAAGAUGUCCGAGCGGCCUCUGCACUCGCUGAAGAGGAAGUCCACGUUCAUGUCCCCCAUCCCCGCCAAGAAGAGGAACCUGGUCCUGCGGAGCAACAGUGGUGGCGUGAAGGAGAAGCAGCCAGAGGCCCCUCCCAGCCUCUUCAAGAAGAUGCCCGUGGCCAAGAAGGUGAAAGCCAAGCUGCCCCCCAAGAGCUCUGGCGAAGCCAUCCCAAAGCCCCCCCUGCCGAAGGAGGCCCCCGAUGUCUGCAUCAAGAUCACCUCCCGGGCAGCCUUCCAGGAGGCCACCAAGACCAAAGUGCUUCCUCCCCGCAAAGGCCGCGGCCUCAAGCUGGAGGCCAUCGUCCAGAAGAUCACCUCACCCAACCUGAAGAAAUUUGCCUGCAAACCAGCGGCCACAGCAGUGGCGGCCACGGUGGCUGCCUACGGCACCUCCCUGAGCCCGGUGGGGGCGGAGAGGGAGCGGGCGGUCACGCACAGCGGGGUGGCCCCAAUGAUGGGCGACGUGCGGCUGCCCCAGCUGCGGUCCAGCAGCUGGUGGGUGCGCGUGGGGCUGGCGCGGGCCAUGAGCCUGGCGGUGGCUUCGUGCAGGAACACCUGGAGAUAG